This is a messenger RNA of Procambarus clarkii (red swamp crayfish), 2849 nucleotides long. The record is from RefSeq and is a predicted model, not a curated record. Lineage: Eukaryota; Metazoa; Arthropoda; Malacostraca; Decapoda; Cambaridae.
ACGACAAGUGCAGUGUUGUGGGUGGGAAGAGGCGGCAGCGCCAUGCGAGUGACGGUCGUGUGAGUGUCUCUGGCGGGUGUCGGCCCCUCAAUUCGUUUCCCUCAUGUGAUAACCAGCUCGCAUUGUUCGUAUAUUCCCCAAAUCCUGCAACAUGUGACCGUAGAUGUUGCUAAGGAUCCUUGCUACACCAGCCCUUCAUACCCCCCAGGGCCUAGUACCUGCGGCCAGAUGUGUCUCCUCUCCACCCCCGCCCUCCACACCAGCCACCAGCAUCCACCUCUAUCCACGCCAGCCACUUCCAUCCACACCACAGCAUCAGGCGUCGCCCAAGGGACCAGCCUAGUCCCGUGGCAGUGACUGGACUAACCAUAAGGAAUGGUGUAGUUGUGUGAGCAGUGAUGGGCUUUCCUACAAGUGGCAGCAUGGGUUCCGGGGUGACUGGCACACCCAUAUCAAGACGGCAGAUGCGGUUCCUAGUGGCUGUUGUGGCUGUACUCACGUUUGGUACAGUACUCACAGCUCUCAAUGUCUAUGAACUACACAAUCUGACCCGUGAACACUGGAUCAAAGACCAUGUCAAUGGUUUGUAUUUGGGAUGGAGAUUCAAGAAAUUGUGUAGCUUUGGAGGUGAACGUCCUGGUAAACCCUGUAAUUCUCUGGUGUGGUUAUGGAUUGGCCCACCGAGUCCACACUUGCAAGAUGAUCCAGAGGUAGUGUGGGACUCCGUACGAGAUGCUAUUCGCAAUGUGUUUUAUGGGAAAGAAGCAGACCUUAUUCAGGCUACAUCACACUACCCAAGACCUUCCAACUUUUUUGAGAUGAUGCGAUUUGACUUUGUUAUUGAUGAUCAACUCAAGGUACAUUUAAUGGAGGCGAACAUGUCUCCCAAUCUUUCGUCAGCUCACUUCAAGGAAAACCGUCUCCUGUAUGAGCAGGUGCUUUACAAUCUGUUCUCUCUGGUUGGUGUGGGUCGUUAUCUACACUCCAGUAGUCUAGCUUCACAGUCUCCUGAUGAGUAUGAAAUGCAAGUUGCAGCGAAAGAUGUGGUGGUGUUUCCUGACCACUGUGCCACAAACUGUCAAGGGGGUACUAGUGCUUGCAAUAGAGUUGAAUGUCAACUGUGUUUGCCAUGUCUCUCAAAAGAACAGCUGGCUGACUUAUCACGUGCAUAUUUGGAGCAUCAACAACGAGGGGCAUGUCGUCGAGUAGUGCCUCAACCUAUUAACCCUGACCAUGCCCAUACUGCUGCUAAUAUGAGUAACCUUACUCCUGAAAAUACCCUGAUGACAGAAUGGUUCCGGGGACAGUGCCUUAGUGAUAAAAUAUUUUGUUCAUAGCAAAGAACUAAGCAAGUACAGUACAGUACUUUAUAUAGUUAAUACAGGCAUAUGCAAGUCAAUCAUUUUACUCUGCCAUUUUGUGGUAUUAAUUUUUUUAACAAUAUGAAUGAUACCAAGGAUUGACACUUAUGACCUAUUGGUUUUCUGCACAGGAUAUUGGCUGUAAAAUACAAAAAUGGGGUUUCCUGUUCGUAGACUAAUCUAAAUCAUUGAUGUAUUUUAUCUUAUAACACUGAUUGUAAAAUUAUAGUACAGUACUGUGCAGCAUCUUUGAAUAAAGAAGAAAUAUUGUACAGUAUUAUAUUAUAUUAUAUAGUGUAUCAUAUUUUGCAUAUGUACAUUUCUGUAAUUAUUUUUUACUAUUGUAAAUAAUUUUUUUUUGUAAUUGAAGAUAUUUCAGAUACCUGUAUUUUAAGUGAGUAAUAGGGCUAAUUAUCGAUGGAUGUUCUUUUACUCAUAUAUUUAAAUAAUAUCAGGGCUACAAUGAAUAACUAAUAAUGAUUAAUAAUCAAUUAAUUAAUCACCUCAGUCAUAGUUCCCAGGUGCAAUAAUCAUAGGUUAUUGUGUCUUGUGACCCAAGAACCAGUCAGUGUCUUGGGUCACUGGUUAGUGGGGGUUCAUUUUUAUUCUAGCAGCUGGAUAGAAAGUUAAUGUAAUAAAAAAAUUUAAGACUCAUUAUAGAAAAUUUCUGUAUGGGUGUUACAUUGUCAUUAAGAAAAAAUUUCCUUAUACAGUAGAAACAAAAAAAACAAACAAAAAACUUCAGGACUGAGUACAGUGGCACCUUUGUUUUCGAAUUUAAUCCAUUCCCAGAGAUGGCUCGUAACCUGAAAAUUCGUAACCCGAAACAAAUUUUCCCAUAAAUACAUAUAAUAAAAAUUUAAUUAAUCCGCUCCACACUCCCAAAAAUAUUAACUACAAAAUACAUUUCAUACAUAAUAAACACAAAUAUUUUGUACUAUAGUAUGUACAAGUUCUAACCUACCUUUGUUGAUGACUUUUUGGCAUAUGGAUGAUGGUGUGGAGGGGGGGGAGGAGGAGAGGGGUUAGUGUUUGGAAGGGGAGUCCCCUUCCAUUAUAAAUUCAGGCAGUGAUGACAUUUCUGGACAGCCUCGCUCCUGUGCCAGUUAAGUUCACUACGGGCUCAUGCUACUUGGAACUUUUUGUUCCCAGUAGCUGAAUCUUAAACAAGACGACGACUUGGCAGUAUUAGGGGCUUACCAUAGCCCGUGCUACAUGGACAUUUCAUUCUGAGUAGCUAAAUCUAAAACAAGAAGAAGACUCGGCAGUAGUGGUAAGUCCACUACGGGCUCACCAUAGCCUGUGCUACUUGGAUUUUUUUUCCAAGUAGUGAAUCUUAAACGACAACGACAACGACUCGGCAGUAAACAGAAGCGAAAAAGAAACAGGGAAAAAGUUCCCACCUCAAUUUAAAAACUUUGACCCAAAUAUCACAGUAACAAGGUUAUCGCGAAUAACCGAACUCAAUUACGGGCUCACCGUAGCCCG